This is a messenger RNA of Culicoides brevitarsis, 1283 nucleotides long. Its product is annotated as WD repeat-containing protein 74. Gene Ontology annotation, biological process: ribosomal large subunit biogenesis. Gene Ontology annotation, molecular function: protein binding. The transcript is spliced from 3 exons. The record is from RefSeq and is a predicted model, not a curated record. Gene Ontology annotation, cellular component: nucleolus; preribosome, large subunit precursor. NCBI's taxonomy places the organism in Eukaryota, Metazoa, Arthropoda, Insecta, Diptera, Ceratopogonidae. The coding region runs from base 57 to 1244 and encodes 395 amino acids.
UUACAGAAACACGUGCAGCUCGAAACAAAAACAUUUCUGGAUUAAAUUUCACGAAAAUGAGCUUCACAACUGCUAAUAAGAAAAGCAACGAGUACACGGAGGAGCACAUCCUGUAUGUGGGAACUCACACGGGAUCCUUCAAGCGCCUCGACAUCAGUCAGGAGAAUCCAUUUCGCGAACAUCAAAUCGAAAAAGUCGAAAAACUCGAGAAAAACAACGGAAUCACAAGUCUCAGUUGGUCAAAUCCGAAGGAAAAGUCAGAAAUUCUCGUUGGCAGAGAGGAUGGCGUCGUAAAAGUGUUCGACUUUGUCAAAUUACAGCAUUCGUGGAAGUUGGAGGGCAAAGUUAUGGGCUUAGGAAAGUUUGAUGGGAAAAUCAUUGCUGCAGUAGAUAAUGGGGAUGUACAUUUGUUGUCAGAAAAUGCCGCGAAACCUGUAGAAACUCUCCAACUCUCGGGCGAUAACAUUUCGCGCCUUCGUCAAUGCUUGGAUGACCCGAAUUUAAUUGCCACGGGCGGCAAAGAGCGCAAAAAUAAUCUAAAAGUGAUAGAUUUGACAGCAAAAAAGGUCGUUUUUACCACGAAAAAUCUCCCGAAUGACGAAUUGGAUUUGGAAGUGCCUGUUUGGGACACGGAUUUUGCAUUUUUAACCCCAAAUGUGCUUGGGACUUGCUCUCGACAUGGCUACGUUCGUGUUUAUGACUCGAAACAGCAACGACGCCCCGUUUUCAACUACAAAAACGACAAAGAACAAAUAAGUUACGUGUCAAUGGCAGCGCAUGGCGACUUGAUUUUCGUCGGAGCGAAUUUGGGAGUCGUUCGGGCGUUCGAUCGACGCAGUAUGAAGCAUGCGGUGCACACGUACAAAGGAUUUGUGGGCAGUGUGACGAGUUUGGCGUUGGAUACGAAGGGAAAAUAUCUCGUGGCGGGCUGUUUGGAUCGAUAUGUGAGAGUUUUUGACGUUGAAUCGCCGAGCGCGCUGUUCCAAUGCUACGUAAAAUCCAAAGUGACGCAAGUUUUGUUGCAAGACAUCAAGGGAGAAGCCAUGGAUGGCACAGAAGAAGCCAUAAAACUCAAAGAACGCAACAGAAUUGAAAAUGAUCCCGAAUAUGAGGCACUUUUUAAUAACAUGCAGACUGUAGAGGAAGAAAAUAACGAAGAAGAAGCAAUCCCGACAAAAACAAAGCGAAAAAAUCAAGAAGCGGCACAAGUAAAGUCCAAAAAGAAGAAAGGAAAGGCCGUUUAACGUCGUAGCUCAUAAGAAAAUCCAAUAAAAAUCCACAAA